GCCGACGCUGGACCGCGUUGAUUUGAAUUUGGAGCCUCGUUCCCUUGCGCGGAACGUAGGGCGAGGAGUUAGCGUUCGAAUUCACCCCGCCGCCUCGACGCCAUUGGCUGGUUCGCGGACGGCGGUGGGACGUGAUUGGCCAGUGGCUUCUCCCCGCCCCGCGCCCUGGUUGGCCGGAGAGCACAGAGGGAGUUAAAGAGUCGGCGCCUGGCGUGGGCAUCUGCAGGGUGAUGCUAGAACUUCCACGGUACCCACGAGUGUAGGUACGUUCUCCGUGGCCCCAGGCCUGGACUCCUGCUUCGAGGUGGACCGCUCUGGUUUCCUGGCCCCAGACGUGCCUGUGAGCUCGCCUAGGUGUGAAAGGGAGCAGAGAGAGAGGGCGCCUGGACACUGAAUGGUCGCUGGAAGUGACGUCUCUGCUGUUACCGAGGGAGCCCGCUCAACUUUGAACUUCCAAAAUUUGCUUCCUGGGCUAUGGGAGAUGUCAGCGAAUUAAAAAUGCAAAUAACACCAGAAACUCCAGGAAGGAUUCCUGUUUUAAAUCCCUUUGAAAGUCCUAGUGAUUAUUCUAAUCUCCAUGAACAAACCCUUGCUAGUCCUUCUAUCUUUAAGUCCACAAAACUACCAACUCCAGGGAAAUUUAGGUGGUCUAUUGAUCAGCUGGCCAUAAUAAAUCCUGUAGAGAUUGAUCCAGAGGAGAUCCAUCGGCAGGCUUCCUACCUAAGGCUUUCUCGAAUAGAUAAAGAUGUGGAAGACAAAAGACAAAAAGCCAUUGAAGAGUUUUUUACUAAAGAUGUCAUUGUGCCCUCUCCCUGGACUGAUCAUGAUGGAAAACAGCCUUCAGAGCUUCAUCCCAGUAAAUGUGUAAGUAGCAAUGAUGACUCUCCUGGUGGGAAAAAGACAAGUCUUCCCUCUCAGAAGUGCAACGCUGCCUGCCAGACUCUGCUGUCUCUUCCUGUGGAUUUUAACUUGGAAGCCGUAUUAGGAGACUAUUUUAGAGAAGAUGACUUUGUGGCCCACACUCCUGGGAACCUCAGCUCUUCAUCUCUGAGAAGAAAGCUCUUUUUGGAUGUGAAUGGAAGCAUCUCGGACCCUUUGCCUUCACCAUCUCCUGGAAGUCCUCCCUACAGUGCCCGGGGAUCGCUCGAGGGACAGUUUUCUUCCAGCCCCAUUCAGAACAGUGUGAAAAAAUACAGUUUGGGAAGCGUAACCACAAGCCCGUCGGCUAUUUCCUCACCUACCUUCUCACCUAUUGCACUUCAAGUAGGAAAGACGCCGCUCUCAGAACCCAGGAAGCUUACGUUCCAUUCUCCUGAAGCUUCAUGUGGCACAGCUUCUACGGGGAUCGCUAUCCCGAGCAUCAGGAGUCCGUAUAUAGAUGGCUGCUCGCCAAUCAAAAAUUGGUCUCCUCGGAGACUGAGAGGUGGCCCUCAGUGUUUGUCCUCCCUGAUCCGGAUACCUUUUACCCUGGAGGCUCACAGUGAAGAUGAAGAAGCUGACAUUUCCUCCACAGAUGCGGCUCCACUCGGCACAAAUGCUUGUGGUGAGCCUCUAGUUGUCACUGCCAUGUCUGUUACACAGAGUCACUCUGGUAUUGCUGAGAAAGAGCGAGCACUGCUGGAGGAUGCGGAAAGUGAGAGGGAAAAUGACACCGUGGAUAUGGUGGAUCCUAUAGACACAGUAGGUGAAAGCACUUGGAUAAAAGAGCCAGUGGAUGAUGGGAAUUCACCCACAACGGAUUCCGUGAGUGGAAUUGCCUUCAGUAUUGAAAACUCUCACAUGUGCAUGUCGCCUCUUGCAGAAAGCAGUGCUAUCCAGAUGAACAGUGACUAUAACACAGAGACUUGUGUAAGUAAUAUCACUGAUACUGUUGGGACAGAAAGCUAUUGCAAAGAAAAUGUCACACAUACAAAUGUUCCAAUGUCCUUUGAAGUAGAAAUGAAAUCUCAAGUUAAUAAGCAAGGCCACACAGCACAGCGGUGCUGGAUGCAAUCUCCAAGUCCAUCUCAGUGCAGCCGCCCAGAGUCUCGAGACCCAAGACUGGUGCUCAGCAGUCCUCCCGGAUUUAUGAGGGCUGCGAGUUAGUGUGAUGGUGAUCGGGUGCCUGCUUCACAUACUAUGCCUACUUCCCUCAUUAAUGUGAAAGGCUGCAAAGGAAAUUGGUGCUAGGACCAGA
Molecule: messenger RNA, 2176 nt
Organism: Mus caroli (Ryukyu mouse)
Lineage: Eukaryota; Metazoa; Chordata; Mammalia; Rodentia; Muridae
Gene: Bora
Product: BORA aurora kinase A activator
Biological process (GO): regulation of mitotic nuclear division; activation of protein kinase activity; regulation of mitotic spindle organization
Cellular component (GO): cytoplasm; nucleus
Molecular function (GO): protein kinase binding
Source: RefSeq, a predicted model, not a curated record